AUGCCCCCAGGUUUCGGGCCUAAUUACCCUGGCUUCCAACCCGCUCGUGGGUACCCCCAGCAGGCGCAGAUGGGGGGCAUGGCGGAUGAUCUCUAUGGCGGAGGGAAUGGGGGCGGCGGAGGGAUGUGGGGGCCGCAGAUGGGGGGAAUGCCGCCCCAGGGCGGGGGAUGGGGCCUGGGGGCGCGGAGCACAGUCAUGUGUGUGCGUGCUGCUUCCACUGCUCGCCGUUCCCUUACCCCAUCCUCCCCUCCUGUCACUCAACCACGCCUCCCACCCCUUGCCCCCUCCCCAUUCCAUUCUGCACUUCCGCAGCACCCGAAAGCCUUUCCCUGCUCUUUCCCUCUUUCUCUUGACUGCAGCCCCCCCUCCGGCCCCGCCCUAUCACCGCCUCUCCCCUCCGUCCUGCACUUCCAUACCACCUCAAAUUCCUCUCCCCGGUUUUUCCCCUCUUCUCCCUCCACUAAAGGUCCGUCCUCUCCCUCCCAGCUAGCCGGCAGCCACACGAAGCGCAGCUCAGCCUUUGUGUUUGAGGGGCGCCAAGCAGUCACACGGAGCGCAGCCUUUGUCUUUGAAGAUCUGGGCCUGCAGGUGCAGCGCAAAGGGCCCCCGUCCGGCCCCGCUCCUCCCCACUCCAUGCCGCCGCCCUCCGCCUCAAACCCUAACCUGCCUGGAAAUUUUCCUCCCGGGCAGCCGCCAAUGUGGGGCAGCAGCAUGAGCACGGGCGGUGUUAAUGGCCCGCCAACCCCGUCAACGGGCAAGCUGGUGCGCCUAGGCGAGGCGGACAGCCCGAGCGUGGCGGUGCACAUAUGCGACCGCGUUCUGCCGUACCUCGAGAGCCUGCAAGACGUCAGCGACGACGCCGGGCCCUCGCUCAACUCUCUCUCUCUCUCCACCACUCCCGCCCCAGCCCUCCAGCUGCCGUCCACGGUGCACGUGACCAAGAACGAGGGCAAUAGCGGGGCCAUCCUCUUGCCGUCCACGGUGCACGUGAUAAAGAACGAGGACAAGGGCGGCGCCAUUCUUGAGGCGGCGCAGAAGCUGGAGGCGACGCACAUCGUGCUGGCUAGCAUUCCCAACAAGCCCAUCGGCGAGUGGAAGACCAUCAACGUGUGCGCGAGGGAGGAGGUGUUGCCGCCCGGCGCGUCGCUCUAUGUGGUGCAGAGUGGCAAGAAGCUGAAAACCGUGCAGAGCAAGGAGCAGGCGCCCGCUAAGCCCGUCCCCCUUGCUGCCCUUACGCUUUACCCCCAUCCCCGUUUCCCCUAUCUCUCCCAACUCGUCCUCUCCUCCUUAUCCCACGUUUCCAACCCAUCCCAGCCCGUCCCUCCCCCAGCACGCGUGUUCCACGGCACAGCGCUCAACAAGAAGCUGCCAGACAUCCAGGAAGGGAUCUGUUUUCCUAUCUCUUGUGCUCCCUCGCGCCCCUUACCUUCUGACAUCCCAUGCCCCACUUCCCUGCGUUUCCUCUUUCCGCCCUCCCAGCCCGUCCCUCCCCCAGCGCGAGUGUUCCACGGGACAGCCCUCAACAAGAAGCUGCCAGACAUCCAGGAGGGGGGGAGCGGCGUGCAGGAGGACGGAGACGCACAGGGGGGCAGCGGGGCAGCGGACGGGGAGGGGGAAGGGGAAGGGGAAGGGGAAGCGGGAGGCAAGGAGGCCGCAGCAGAGGGGGGAGCAGAGGGGGAAGGGGCUGGGAAGGCGGAGGGCGGGGCGGUGGAGGGGGGAGGGGAGGGUGCGGGGAAGAACGAGGAGGGGCUGUCUGCUCUGGAGCUGGCUAGGCGAGCAUAUGCUGCUAAGGCCAAGGCUGCUGCUGGGGCAGGCGGUGGGGGUGGGUCUGGGGGCGCGGCAGCAGGUGGGGCAGCAGCAGGAGGAGGGGCGGCAACGGCAGGGGGGGCGGCGGGAGGGGGAGUGCCGCCCAAGGACCGGCCGAGGAAGAAGAAGCCAUCGGCUGGUGCUAAGGCCCGGCUUGAGAAGAAGAUGGCGGAGAGGGAGGGCUCCUCCGGCCGUAAAGUGCCCUCGGACAAGAAUCCGCUGACACGCCCUCUCCAAGUGGUGGAGCCCGCAGAGGGCGCGCGGAGGCAGCCGUUCAAAGAGUUCACGCUGGAGGAGCUGCAGGCCGCCAUCGAGCACUUCUGGCCCAACCACGUGUGCGGCGAGGGCAGCUACGGCGUGGUGUAUAAGGGCAUGAUUGACGGGCAGACGGUCGCUGUGAAGCAGCUCAAGAACCCCGACGUGAAGGCUGCUCUCGAUGAGAUCGACCGGGAGAUGGAGGUGCAGAAGCGCAUAGACCACCCGAAUGCGGUGCGCCUGGUGGGGUACUGCAGGGAGGACCGCUCGCUGGUCUACGAGUUCAUGGCCAACGGGUCUCUUGAGGACCGCCUGCUGUGUAUUGGGGGGGUGCCUCCCCUCCAGUGGCCUGAGCGCUGCCGCAUCGCCAUGGAGAUCGCAGCAGGCCUGCAGCACCUGCACACGCGCAAGCCGCCCAUCGUGCACCGCGAUGUGAAGCCAGCCAAUGUGCUGCUGGACGACCACUUCACCGCCAAGCUCGGCGACGUGGGGCUCGCUCGCCUCAUGGGCGACCUCGCUCCCGGCCACUCCCACGUCGUGCGGAAAUCAGUCAUUGUCGGGACCGAGCAUUAUGUCGAUCCUGAGUAUCUGUGCGCCAGGAGGGGGUAUCUUGGGCCGAAAUCGGACGUGUAUUCGUUUGGAGUGGUGCUGCUGCAGAUGCUGGUUGGGGAGGUGCCGAACCUGAAGAGGAUCGAUGCUAUGGUGGAGAAGGAGGAGUUGACAGUGGUGCUGGAUCCCAGGGCUGGUGAAUGGCCGCCGAACCUGGCACUUGAUCUCGCGAACCUGGGGCUGUGGUGCGCGGAAAUGGACCGCCGAGAUCGGCCGGAUCUGACGGAGGAGGUGAUUCCGGCGCUGAUGGAUAUUUGCGAGGCGGCGGCCGAUGCGGUGGUUGAGUGGGAGGCGAAGCAGGAGGCACAGAAGGAGAAGGAGCGGCUGGAGAAGGAGGAGAAGGAGAAGGCUGAGAAGGAGGCGAGGGCGAAGGCUGAGGAGGAGAAGAAGAAGCAGCAGGCGGAAGAGGAAGCUGCUAGGAAGGCCAAGGAGGCGGCUGUUGGGGCUGGGGCGAGCGAGGCGGCGUCGGCGGGGAAGAAAGCAGGAGCAGCGGGAGCGGUGGCAGCACCGUCGAAUGAAGCGGCGAAGGCGACAAUCACCGAAGUCAUGCAGUUGCGACCUGCUUUUCACAAGCCAAACGACGAGCAUCACUCAAAUAUCAGCCUCCGUCUCGCAGCGAGUGUCACCGCAUCCGUCGCUAGCCGUUUCAUUUUCCCGCUCACACCGCGACUCGCUGCACUGUCCGCAUCCACCGCUCUUGCCGCCGCCAUGGCCGCCGCGCUUAACCGCCGCGGCUUCUCGCUCGCGCGCACGGCGCUCCCGCAGCUCCGCGCGCUGACGACCUCCGCGCAGCGCUCCGCAGUGGGGAAGGCCGAAGCGGCAGAGGUGUCCGGCAUUCCCAAGGAGCAACUCCAGCGGAAGGUGGUUGUGUACAGUCCCGCGCGAGCCGCGUCGCAGCAGGGCAUGGGGCGGCAUGGACAGUGGAAGAUUAGAUUCGAUACCACGCAGAAGUGGGAGAACCCCCUGAUGGGGUGGACAUCAACAGCGGACCCCAUGGCAUGUGUGGCGGACUCAGCCCUCUCCUUCCACUCCAAGCAGGACGCCGUUGACUUUGUUGAACGCCACGGCUGGCACUACCAGGUCCUCGAGCCGCAGAAGCCAAUCAAGAAGCCCAAAUCAUACGCGGACAACUUUCGCUGGAAGGGUCCUCCUGCCACUGCUGCUGACAAGUAG
Messenger RNA from Closterium sp. NIES-65, 3843 nucleotides. The record is from the annotation of a GenBank genome assembly. Lineage: Eukaryota; Viridiplantae; Streptophyta; Zygnematophyceae; Desmidiales; Closteriaceae.